Messenger RNA from Protopolystoma xenopodis, 246 nucleotides. NCBI's taxonomy places the organism in Eukaryota, Metazoa, Platyhelminthes, Monogenea, Polystomatidea, Polystomatidae. The record is from the annotation of a GenBank genome assembly.
AUGUUCCACAGCCCUAUGCUCCAACUAAAGGGCAAAAUUACCAAGCUAAUGAACAUAAAAAACAACUACCUGUACAAGUUUUCCAUCUUCAUGAUUCAUCGCCAGCCGGUGGACGUAAGCGUCAUCUGCGUAGUCCCAGACAAGUUGCUUACCCAGCUCCAGAGCAAACGUAUGUCCUGUCUCCUCGAAGUGGCGCAACGCAUGUCCAUGGCCGCUUCGACCACAACCUAUACGGCCACAGAUUAA